This is a messenger RNA of Camelina sativa (false flax), 1349 nucleotides long. The record is from RefSeq and is a predicted model, not a curated record. NCBI's taxonomy places the organism in Eukaryota, Viridiplantae, Streptophyta, Magnoliopsida, Brassicales, Brassicaceae.
UCUCUUUUCUCCGCCAUGUCUACUACAUCUUCCUCCUCCUCCGCUGCGAUCACCGAUGCUGUUACCACCGGUUCUUCCUCUUCAACUCUGGUCAGCAUCAACAUCAACAACAUCACCAAGCUCUCCUCCACCAACUACCUCAUGUGGAACCGCCAGAUCCACUCCCUUCUUCGAGGUUAUGACUUGCUCGCUUUCAUCGACCCCUCUCACGAACGUCCUGCCGAGACUGUCACCGUUGAUGGCAAAAUUUCGCCCAACCCAGCGUAUUCUCUCUGGCUCCGUCAAGACAAUCUCCUCUACAGCGCCAUCAUUGGCUCUAUUGAAGUUGCCCAUCAGCCACUCAUCGCCGCUGCAACCACCUCCCUUGAAGCUUGGACCACUCUUGCCUCCACCUAUGCCAAACCGUCUCGUGGUCAUAUCCGACAGUUGAAAGAUCAACUGAAAUUUUUAGUCAAAAACACCAAAACCAUUGAUGAAUAUAUGCAAUUUAUCAAAACCAAAUUUGAUGUUGUUGCUCUCCUUGGCAAUCCCUACCACCCUGAAGAUCUCACCGACAUUGUCCUUGCUGGUCUGCCUGACGACUACAAACCCGUCAUUGAUGCUGUUCACGGUCGUAAUGUUCCCAUCUCCUUUGCUGAACUUCAUGAGAAACUCAUCAAUCGUGAAUCCCAUCUCCUCAAUCAGCCUUUGUUACCGUCUCCGUUUCCGGUCACAGCGAACGCUGCACAGAAUCGUCCCCAACACUGGAAUCACUCCACUCCCAGCUCGGUGACUUCUAAACCAUGUUACUCUAGUCACACCAACCAUCGACUCCACUCCUCCGGUCAGCGCAAACCUUACCUUGGCAAGUGUCAGGCCUGCGGUGUUCAAGGUCAUACCGCUCAGAAGUGUACUCAGUUUCGGAUUGUCUCCUCUGGACAAAAUCCUCUGCCGCGCGGUUUCUCUCCCUCGCAGCCUCAGGCGUACCAUGCCCUCACCGGACCUAACGAGUCACCAUCUUGGCUUGUAGACACUGGAGCUUCCCACCAUAUCACCUCUGAUCUUGCAAAUCUCUCCCUUCACUCUCCCUAUAACGGAAGUGAAGAAGUGGUGAUUGGCGAUGGUAAAGGUCUCGCCAUCACACAUACGGGUGAAGGAUCUCAACUCGGGGGCACCGGUUCUAACAAGCCCGUCUAGAGGUGGUGGCUAUGAGUGGCUGUGUCGUGUUCCAGCUCCUUUGCUUUUUCUCUAAAAGUCUCUGCUCUUUUAUCGCUUUGGCAUUCUAGAUUAGGACAUCCGUCUCUUUCAGUUUUAAAAACAGUUGUUCGCAAUUCCACUUUUUCAGUUUCUAAUAUAGAAGGUUUCAUUCA